Gadus morhua (Atlantic cod) is the source of this 3426-nucleotide messenger RNA. Its product is annotated as interferon regulatory factor 2-binding protein 1. The coding region runs from base 243 to 2039 and encodes 598 amino acids. Gene Ontology annotation, cellular component: nucleus. The record is from RefSeq and is a predicted model, not a curated record. NCBI's taxonomy places the organism in Eukaryota, Metazoa, Chordata, Actinopteri, Gadiformes, Gadidae. Gene Ontology annotation, molecular function: transcription corepressor activity. Gene Ontology annotation, biological process: regulation of transcription by RNA polymerase II. The transcript has 2 exons.
GGUGUCUUACAACAUUUUACUUCCUUCCAGACAGACCGACACGAACAACCCAAGAAAGAAGACGUUGAUAACUUUUUAACGGUGUAAUCCUCUGUCGUGUUCGAUCUUAGUUUAAUUGUAAUAAUUCCUACAGAUCUCGAGACAUGCGGUCGAUCGUGUCUGGAUAUUAAAUAAUUAUUGAAACACGAAGACUGCAAAGCGUGGGCCUCUGAAGAAAGUUUGUGCGAGGGCCUGUAAACAACAUGUCUUCCGCCUCGCAGGCAUCCUCUAGACGGCAAUGGUGCUACCUUUGCGAUCUCCCCAAGAUGCCGUGGGCAAUGCUGUGGGAAUUCAGCGAGGCGGUAUGUCGCGGAUGUGUGAAUUACGAUGGUGCGGACAGAAUCGAGCUUCUAAUAGAAACUGCCAGGCAAUUAAAAAGCACCCAUGGGGUUUUAGACGGGAGGUCUCCCGGACCACAGCAAAGCAAACCCACCUCGAGUGGGCCAAUGGAAGGGGGGCGCCAGCAUUCAGAACGUAUAGACCGGGGGAGGGGAGAGUAUGGGGUCUCCUCUUCUCGUCUUCCCAAUGGUCUGCACAGAGCUGAAGAUGUGGCCAUAUCAGAGGGAAGCAGGCAAAGCCCCAAUCCUCGAAGGGCAAUAGUUGGAGCAGUUUCUACUCUACACGGAUCUAUCCCUCAUGCCUUGCUGGCACAAGGGUUAGUAGGAGCUCCUCAUGGUCUAUUAGCCCCACUAGGAAGCUCCAGGGCUGGAGCCCCAUCUAUUGCUGUCUCAGCUGGACCUAUAAUGGGAGAGUCUGGCAGAAGACAAGCUGUGUCCUUGGGUGUGGGGCCUAGUUCAUCUACCUUGGUGGGUCUGGAUGCUGGGGUCUGGAGAAAUGGUGAAGUAAUGGCUGAGCUGGCAGAGAGCGCCCGCAGUAAAGCUGAAGGCUGGCCCAAUCGCCCAAAAGCAGUACGAGAUGUCCUCGUGACCCUCAACGGCUGUGUCCCGUUCAACGUGCGUUUUAGGAAAGAUCAUAAUUUAAUAGGGCGCGUUCUGGCCUUUGAUGCCAACACUACUCCCGAUUUUGAGCUGAAAGUUUUUGCAGAGUAUCCCUGCGGCUCCGGAAUCGUGUACUCCCAGAUCCCAGACCUGGUCAGGCAGAUGUUCCGCGACUCGGCCAAGGACGCCGGGAAAGCGGUGAACUCUGGGCUGCGCUACGUCGAGUACGAGAAACGCCCGGGCACCGGCGACUGGCGUGGACUCACCGAGCUGCUGAACGACGGCGUGCGUCUGUUCAAGGAGCCCCCGAUCCAGGAGGUGCUGCCACAGCCCUACCCCGAGGCGGGCAUGCCCAUGGCCACCGCCGGGCGACCGGUGCCUCCCAAGGGUGCGGCGCGCCGACGCAAGGCCUCACCGGGCUCAGAGAACGGAGAGGGUGAGGGCGCGCGCCCCGAUCACCCGUCUAGAGAGGCCUGGCAGCGCAGCGCCUACCAGGGCAUGGAGCCCCUCCCGGGCAUGGCCGCCCCUCAGGAGGGCGCCCCGCCUCGCCUGCACAGCCAACCCUCGCCCAUCUCUUCACUGAUGGGCGUCGCUGACAGCCUGAGCUCCAACCAGAUGUCCCGAGAGAGCCCGGGCAUGUCCGCAGCACACUCCUCCUCCUCGGCCAACCGCCCUGCCAGCGGCAGCCCCUCCACGGCCUCGGGCUCCCAGGCGUCACUGGGGCAGGGAGGGAGCCAGGUUGGCGCCGGCAGCAGUAGCUCCGCAGCAGGAGAGCCAGGAAUAGGCGCCCAAGGUGCCUUGCUCUGCUGCACCCUCUGCCGCGAGCGACUAGAGGACACCCACUUUGUCCAGUGUCCCUCUGUCCCACACCACAAGUUCUGCUUCCCGUGCACCCGUGCCUCCAUCCGCAGCCAGGGUCCCGGCGGGGAGGUGUACUGCCCCAGCGGGGAGCGCUGUCCCCUGUCCGGGUCCACCGUGCCUUGGGCCUUCAUGCAGGGAGAGAUCUCCACCAUCCUGGCUGGUGAUGGAGAUGUGACGGUGAAGAAGGAGAGUGACCCUUGACCUCCCAGCCCUGCAGUGGUGAAUGGUAAAAACACGUGGCUCGGAAAACGACAACUUAGAAAGCACUUCCUGAAUUUCUCGAGCAGAAGUCCACUUGGCUGCAGUACAACAUAUGUGCCCCUGAGCUGAAAGGAAACCAGAAAUAUCCCGAACCUUUCCCACAAAAACAACCAGACUGACGGCUCUGGGAAGUGUUCCUUUUCUUUUGUUGUAUUUCUUUUUUUAAACAAUGGAAUCUCUUUUGAGUAAGGACAGGCGUCUGUUUCCGUAGGGGCUUACCUCACGUCACAACAUCGCUCAUGCAUUUAAAGGCCUACUGCAAAGGAUUAAAGGAGAGACAUUUUCUACAGGAUCGUUGUUCCAGCCAGGCCAUGUAUCUCCUCUUGUUCCCUCAGAAGCCCUGGAUUGAAAGCGCAGGGCGUAUGUUUAAAAAUGACAAUCUGUUUAUUGGUUUGUUUGUUGUUUUUGUUUCCAUUUUGUUCAUGUACUUUUGUAUACUGUUCUCUGCAAAUGAAUGACACCAAUAUUGAUUGUACGUGGUGUGAAAGAAAUUACAUUAUUCAUACCAGACACUGAGUGAAUGUCCAAAAAAAUAUGGUAAAAUUAUUAGGUCCUUUUUAAAGCCAAGGGUUUAAAAAACAAAUGUAAUCACAUCUGACGUAUGUGUCUUUAUUACCUAUAUAUUGUAUGUCAAAUGUGAAUUUACUUUCAAUGGCUACCAUGUAAUUUCUAUUUUUGAUACAAUACAAAUUUAUAUGUAUUUGUUUAUAGUAAGUGAUAAGAAGACCAAAGAUGGCUUCGUGUGUAAUUUUAUUGUAUCGUAGCCGUGUAUUCUGUAUUCAGAUAACCUUGGCAACAGUCACUAAUUUCUUCACCUACUAUACUAGUCAGCUUGUAUUUGUCUUUUUUAUUCUAUAUAUAGAUUAUAUAUAUAUAUGGUAAGAUAAUUAGCACCACAAUCGUCAAUGGUUAAUUCACAUACUCAUGUGACCAUAAAAGGUCAAGUCUAUAAUAAAUUACAGACUAGUUAGCAGUUAUGGCUUUAUUCGGCUGCAAAAAAACAGUUCAGAUGUGUAUCAAAUUGCAUACUUUUAUUUGCAAAUGUUGUAGUUUAUGCUACGCAAUUUAAACCCACCCCCAGUUUAUUUUAAACACCAUACCACAGGUAACCAGUUUUGUAAACACAAUGUGCUUGAAUAGCAAAAGUAUGCUGUGCAAACUUAAAGCUGAUGACACUAUUUCUUGGUAUGAUAUGCAUAAUCUGCACACCAACGUCAAUAUGAUGAAUACAUAUGUGUAGAGAAAAUAUUAAUUACCUUUUUUUUAUAUUGUGGCACAAUGUACUAACCGUGCAUAUUCUUAAACAAAAUUUAAAUCUGUAAACAUU